AGGUGAGGCGCUAGAGAGGAGGAGAGGCAGGAGAGGAGGUGGUGCAGUCGAGCACACAGAGUCAGGAGAGCUCGGAGGCGGCAGAGAGGAGGUGACAGUGGAGAAUGGAGAGGAGCACGUCCGCGCGGCGAGCUUUGACCGAAGAGAAGCCCUUCCCUUCUGGAGCGCGCGCGCCGAGAGACACCGGGAGGAAUUAGCCGAGAGGGGAAGGAAUGGCCGAUCCUCUGCGGAGGACUUUAUUAGCCAAACUCCGGGGGAAGAAGUCCAAGAAAGGAGCGACGCUCGGCGGUGGAUUCGGCUCCGCCGCUGCGGCGAAUGGGGGCCACGAAGGUAAAGCAAAAGUUUCGCGAGACUCCGACGAGGCUAGCGGGGUAGUUUCGCUCGCAGGGCUGGAUCUCUCCGCCGAGAGAAUGAGCACCUACGAGAACUGCGCUGAAGGAGCGACGCAGCCGAGCGGGGGGGUCGUGGUAGUCCCGCACAGUUGCGCAGCUGAGUUGGCCGCCUCACCGCCGAGCACCGGGGGCAGGGUUAACAAGGAGCUCCCGGGGGUCCCACUUCAAAGAGACGCAGUGUUAGGGGGGGAGGAGGUCGGGAGCCAGCCGGGGUUCCCGCACGUCCCGCGGAAACACUCGGUGUCGUUCCCGCGGCAGUGCAGGGUCGGGGACUCGAUCGGCUUUGGGGACAACUCCAACCCUGUUUCAUCGAGAGCGCAGGUACAGGCGGGGGCCCUUCAACCCACAGAGGGGAAGGGGGGGCAGCCCCCAGUGCAGGUGUUAGCAUUACAGGAACCCAGCAACCAGAUUCUGGAAAAAGACGACCCCAACUCCAGAAAUAUGGAAGUUUUACCCCCAGAUUUGGAAAACUGGGGGCCCACACAAACUUUCUUCCCAACGCAGUUACAUAUAUGUGUGUCUCAGGAGGAGCCCCUCCAGUGCCCUUUAGACAGUGAAGAUGAGGAUUACUAUGACAAUGAAAAUCUUCCCUUUUAUGAAACCCCCAGACCAAAAUUGGACGGUGACAGAGUUGAGGGUUCAGAGCCCAGGCAGGGCAGAGGACAGGCUGAAAGCGCUCAGGAAACUGACAGGCUCAGAAACCGGCUGCAGGAGGCCUAUUACCUCCUCAUCAACGCCAUGAACGAUAUCAACCUGGAUGUCCAGCAGACUAACAGCGGCGUAGCUGAGCGGCAAGCCGCCUCCUCCUGCAGCAGCCGCUCCAGAGACAGCCUGUGCUCCAGGUUGUCUGUCAAAAUCAUCGACAGCGACUCCUGGUCAUCAGGAGGCGACCACAGUCCUCAGCAGGUGUCUGACACUGACUCACUCCUUCUCUGCCUUGCCGGAGCUCUGGAGUCAAAGGGGAGGCUUAUCAGUAAGAGUGUGACCAACCUAUCGUUGACCAAAAGGCCCACGUUGUUGCGGUGUGCAAGUGAUGGAGCCAUCAGGUAUCAAAGCGGGCCCUCUGCUUGUGCUCAGACUUCUGGAGUCCAACAUGCACACGAUGACCAAGAGGAAGCAGAGACUAAAAAGGAUGAUGGUGUCACGCAAGCAGGUGAGCUGUCUGAACCUCAAAUGCUUUGCAGAGACGACAGCAGCGAGGAGUUGCUGCAAGGCUGUGGUGAGCAACUCAAUGAGAGCAGCAGCUCGGUUAACAGCCUGACAGGGUCUUCCGACAGCAACUCUGAGGCUGCGCCACAUCCUGGUCAGGACGGCAAGCAGGACUCAGUCCAAGUCCGAGCGCGGGUGUGUGGGUCAGCCAGCAAAGCCCACGGUGUUACGGUCAACAAGAUGCAGGAGUGGAUGCACAAGGGGCGCCUGCUGUCGUCCGAGAUGAAGCAGCGGAUUGAGGGCUCCUCUCUGCCCCACCAGGACCGUCUCCGUCCUCAGGCUCCCCCCGUCUGCUGCAAACCGGCGCUCCAAGGCGGAAAGUCCGCCAAGGCCAAAUCGCCUCAACACCAGCCAGCUUUCAUUGAGAAUGCCCAAAUGGCGCACGCCAACGGUCGAUCCACCAGCGAGCUCUCGCCAUGGAAGCCACAGCAAAUCAGCAUCACUGUCUCCAAGAAACGCAACUGGCUGCAGCAGAGCUACCAGGCGAAGAACUUCUGCACCAGAGAGGAUCUGCAUGGGAUGCUGGGAGUUGAAGAGGAGGACAGCCAGGGCUCUCAUCAGCCACCGCCUCCCCCCAGUCUCUCCCCGGAUGGUCUGAGAUUCUCGGCAAUAGUGCCGCCACGGCCAGUACGCCUGCAGCUACCUCAGAUGGGCGUCAGUCAGAAAAAGGUGUCACCUCAGUGUCGGAGCGUAGAUCCAACAGAGGAAAACGAUGCAGACGAUGAGGGGGAGAUCUGGUACAACCCCAUACCAGAAGACGACGUACCUGACAUCUCCCACCGACCCUCGGUGCGGGUGCUGCUCCCACAGGACCCCCACAGGAAACUGAGCAGAGGGAGGGAUGCUGUUCAGGUUGGGAGGACCCUGGAGGGACCCAGUGGAAGUGGGCAGGAGGUCCGCGUGGAAGGCCUCGGCAGCAGUUCAGGAGAUGUGAGCCAGGGGAAUGCUGCACAUUCCACACAGGCUCCACAUCCCCACAGACAGAUGCCUGUGUGCAAACCUCAGGAGGAGGGCGGGGCUUCUGCAAGUAGACUAACAGAAUGUCUUGACCUGCCCAAUGUUGUUGGCUUCUCACCUCCUUCAAGCCCUAACCCGACCAAAAAGAGCAGCUCCAUCAACUGGUCCUUCCCCGACAAGAUCAAGUCUCCCCGUACAGUCCGGAAGAUCUCCAUGAAAAUGAAGAAGCUCCCCGAGCUAAGUCGCAAACUCAGCGUUAAGGGGACCCAAAGCAGCAACAACAGUAGUAAUGGAAGCAGUCAGCUGGAGCCCAGAGCCCAAUCCCCGCGGGCCAACAGCAAAGGGUCCGAGGCUUUUGCACAGACUUCUGGACCUUUGCGGUUAGCGUCAUCUGGAGUGGGCCAGGCCAGCUGUAAUGUGAUCUCGCGCUACCACCUUGAUAGCAGCGUUUCCACACAGAAUAGCUACAGCAAAAAGAAAAAUAACGGCAGCUCAAAGUCUGCCAGUAAAGGAGGAUACCUGAGUGACGGGGACUCACCUGAGCUGGUGGCCAAAUCUGGAAAGCAUGGUACUGCUGAGGGUAAGGGAGGGAGAACCAAAGAGACAGAAGGAGGUCUUGGGAGCUCGAGACUGAACGGCACAGAGCUGGACAUUGAUGCUUUCCGUCAUUACAGCUUCACAGAGCAGCCCAAGUGCACUCAGUACAUUUCUGGACUGAUGAGUCUUCAUUUUUAUGGAGCAGAGGACCUCAAGCCCCCACGCAUCGAUUCUCGAGAUGUGUACUGCGCCAUCCAGGUGGACUCGGUUAAUAAAGCCCGGACUGCACUCCUCACAUGUCGAACAACUUUCCUGGACAUGGACCACACCUUCAACAUUGAGCUAGAGAACGCCCAGCACUUGAAACUGGUGGUGUUCAGUUGGGAGCCCACGCCCAAACGCAACCGGGUGUGCUGCCACGGCACUGUGGUGCUGCCGAGCAUCUUCAGGGUGACACGGUUUCACCAGCUAGCGGUGAAGCUGGAGCCCCGGGGGCUGAUUUAUGUCAAGCUGAGCCUGAUAGAGCACUGGCAGAACUCGCUGGACAGGGGGCCUGAUGCAGACCGGGAACCACAGGUGUUUGGUGUGGAGGCGUGGCGGGUGGUGGAGAGGGAGAACACGGGACUGAUGGUGCCACUGAUCAUCAGCAAAUGCAUUAACGAGAUCGAGAAGAGAGGCUGCCAGGUGGUGGGUCUCUACCGCCUGUGCGGUUCUGCUGCUGUCAAGAAGGAGCUGCGUGAGGCGUUUGAACGAGACAGCCACGCUGUGGAGCUGAAUGAGAGCGUGUACCCGGAUAUUAAUGUCAUCACAGGAGUACUGAAGGACUACCUGCGUGAGCUGCCCUUCCCCCUGAUAAACAAGCCUCUGUACGAAGCCGUGCUGGAGUCCAUGGCCACCAAGCCGCUGAAGAUGGGAGCAGCGGGCUGCGAGAUCGAGCAGGCCGACUCAGAGCACACCGUCAGCCUACUGGAGCACCUGCCGGAGGUGGAGAGGAUGACUCUGCGGACGCUUCUCAACCACUUGAAGCGUGUGGCGUCCCACCAAGACGUGAACAAGAUGACGUGCCAGAACCUGGCCGUGUGUUUCGGCCCAGUUCUGCUCAGCCAACGUCAGGAGGCGUCCUGCCACACCAACCGCGUUUUCAUCGACUCGGAGGAGCUGGCGAGCGCUUUGCACUUCAAAAAACACAUCGAAGUAUUGCACUACCUGCUGCAGCUCUGGCCAGUCGUGGAUGCUCUUGACCCUGCAGUCUCCGCCGCUCCUGCGGUUUCUGACCUGCUGUCAGCUCCUCCUUUGCGGCGGAGAAAAGAGCGCCCCCAGGUUCUAAAUCUCACCGAAGCGGAGAUGGCGGGCGUUCUACGGCCCAAACCGGGACGACUCGACAGCCCGAGCAACCGCUACGCCGGUGACUGGAGCGGCUGUGGGGAGAGCUACUUCCCCUCGGAAAUGCAGUUGCCUCCUAAUAAAGAGGAGGCGGACUACGAUGACGUACCCUCUGAGGACGUGGAGGAGGCGGAGGAGGUCCAAGAAAAACAGGAGGAAGCAGUAGAGGAAGACCAAGAGGAGAACAUCUCGAAGGAGCCACUUCAGAGAGAAGAAGAGGUCACAAAGGAGGAGGAAACAGUGAGAGGAGAGGAGAAUGAGGAGAAGGAGGGAGAGGAUGAAGGCUCAAACAAGAGGCAGCCAUUAAAGGAGGAGGAGCAGAGGCUAGAGGAGAGGUUGUACAGCCACAUCCUGCCACCCCGGCUGCCUAAGGAGCACGCCUACCAGGCGUACAUGAAAAUCCAGGACAUCAGUCCUGUGCUGAACAACAGGGUGAACCUGAGAGACCUGCAGGAGAGCAUCGACACCCUGAUAGGAAACCUGGAGCGAGAGCUCAACAAGAACAAACUCAAUUUUGGAUACUGACUCCCACACCGUCACGCACACAGCAUAUCCACUCCUGAAGCCUGAUGAGGUCUGGGCAGAUCUUCACCCAAUCUAGGUGCUUCUGAACAGAGCCACACUGUUUCCAUGGUAAUCCGUGGCAGUGCGACAUGCGUUGCUGCUGUGAAAACCUACAAGAUGAGAUGACAAGAAUGAAAAAUGGGGUUUUUGUUCCUAAACCACAGACAUUCCGUUAUUUUUAUCCUUGGCUGUCUUCACGUUGUUGUUGAUUUGCGUCAGUGCAGCUUUGUGCUCCUUCUUGUUAUUGUUGCUUCUCUUCUUAUUAGAAGAACCCAUUGACCCUCUGGGGGUUUAAAAGGUGCCUUAAUUUUGUGAAGGUGGUACGUUCAAAGGAAAAUCCACUCUGAAACUAAAUGUGUCACCCUCCUGUGAGUAAUAGAAAACCAAAGGGCUUCCGAAGAGCUCCGCUUAUUGAUCUUUUUCCAAGUAGGAAUUCAAAGUCAGUGCCGUUUUCUUCUAUUAAACUGAGCGUUGCGUUGUUUUGUAAUAUUCAACAUUUAUUGUCACACGUUUGUGCUUUCGCCUGUUACAAAAGGAGGAAACCUAACAUUCAGGACAUUUUAACUCUGCAAAAACAAUAAGCAGAGAAAUCUCCAGACAUUCUUGUCAGCUUGUUCUGGUUAUGACGCCAAACGUUCCGAUAGUGAAUGAACCAAUGCUUUGUUUUUGUUGGGUUUCAUUUAAUCCAUUUUUUGAGCAAUUUGAUCUUUUUAUUUAAAAGAAUAAUGAGAAAUGCCAACACUAAAUAAAAAAACAAAGGAUUUUUGUUGUAAUUUAAGACGACACCAAAGUAAAAUGGAGCCAACUUGCUUGUUUAAUGAGCAGUACAGUCAGUACUUGGUAAUCCAGCCUGGUACUUCUGUCUUCUAACACGUGUAAAGUGUUCCGUUUAGCUCAGUGCUCCCUUGUUUUUGCAGGAGUUGUGUUUUAAAAAAUAACCUACGCCAGGCGAAAACCAAGAAGUACGAUUCUAGAUGUUUUAAUGCUAUAAAACUCCUUACCACACAUAUCAGACAUUUUUCUCAGACAGACUUCAGAAUGUUAUCUUUUCUCCAUCUAGUUGAAACCCUCAAAGUUCAAACUUUUGAAUAAAAUUAAGUAAAAAGCAUCUGCUUGCUAUCAAAGAUUUAUGUCAAUUUGACAAACUGAAGGCAUUCUGUUUGGGAGACACAGCAUAGAGGCGAUUGAUUGACAGUGGUCUACAGCCAAUUAGGAUGCAGAACACAAUGCACUAAAUAGAUAAAAAAAAAAAAACAAAUUGCACAAAUAAACCUGCGAAAGGUGAACUGCGACAUAGCGAGGGACUACUUUACACAUUUCAAGUGGUUUGCUUUCUGAUUCCUCAUCCUCUAUUCAAUUUUCCUUUGUUUUUCUUUACAUAUUAACAUAAUUCUGGAUUCUUGUGGAAAUAUAAUAAACUAGCUGUCCUUCCUGUUUUCCACAGUCCACCACCUGAUUAACAAACAGAAUAGAGGAACUAAAGUAAAGGUUGUAGAGGUCAGGUACCCAUGCUGCUAUUCCUCUACUGUUUCCUCACACAUCAUUCAACCAGGUGUUGACUGUGACCUGCCAAGACUUUGGGCGGAUUUUUCUUUCAGGGUGGAUUUCCUUUUUGAGGCAGUGGAGAGCUUUUCUAUUAAGUUUAAAAAUGAAAUAUUGUACAACAAAAAUGCACUUAUUUGGCAGAUAAUUCUUUUAGAGAGUUACUUUAGUGGAAGCGAUAAACUGAAGUUUUGCUCUGAUGUCCACAUUCAAAUAGAAACAAUUGAAACCUCCUAUAAAGCAUGAGAUUUUUGCUUUGUCCAUUGUUUUUUUACAGUGAUGUGACGACGAGCCGCGGCAUUAGCACCUGUGAAAAAGUUGAUGUAAACUGAAAAGCUUAAGUUGCAUUGAGUAUUUUCUUUUGGAUAAAUUCACUCCUUCAGUUUCCUCUUCAAAGGCAAUGAGAAUACUAAAAAAUUGGAAUUUAUGUUCGUCAAGGAGUUAAGCUGAGCUAAUUGAGAUAAAGGAUCGAUUAACUGAGCAUAGCUUGGUAAGGAACAAAGAGAAGAAAUCUAAACAAAACAACAAAAAAUAAUUUGCACAAACAAUCGGUAUAUAGAUUUAAAAAAAAACACGAGUAUAAUCAUCAGUUCUUGUUUAAAAACAUUGAAGCACACCCUUUACCCUGUGCUACAAUAAGUUAGCUCAAAUGUGGGAUUACUCUUCUCAUGUACAGUAAGAAAAAAUAAGCUAGAGGUUCCAACAUUUCACCAACAUUCAAAACAGUGAAACACAAAAUGUGAAGCGCAUUUGAUUUGUAUCUAAGCGAGCGCCUCACUGAGGUACUUUCACUUAGCUAGCUGCCUAAAUCGACAAAGGAUGUUUUCAGGCGUUCCAGGGAUUCAGAUUGAUCAGUAUUUAACCCUAUAUGUAUAUGGAUGUAACUAUAUAUAUAUUUAUAUAUAUAUAUAUAUAUAUAUAUAAAUGUAUUCGGAGUAUAUUACUUUUACCGCUACAAUUUCAGUCGGUGUUUUUUAAUUUGUAAAGACUAAAGUGUUGACUUGUAGCAUUAGUGGCUUGUCUGAACACAUGUUGUUGUGCUGAACUAAACGUACACCUUUAGUUGUAAAAAAAAAAAUACGAUAACCGUGCUGUUUCAGAAAAAAAAGUGAUAUUUUUGUUAUACUGUGUACAUAUUGGACAUGGUUUUGUGUCUCUGGUGGACUCAGCCAUGUUUCUGACUUUUGGUGUGUGCGUGUGUGUGUUUUUUUAAGGUACUGAACGUUGCAUGGUCAAAAGCUUUAUGGACCUAAGCAAGGCUCUACUCAUCUGCCUUUGUGUUUCAUAUUUAUGUGUAAAAUAAGACUAUUUUGUAAUGUAUGCUCCUUUGUUCAACCCCUCGUUCCUUCAAUAAAGAGAUGAAUGCA
Messenger RNA from Oryzias latipes (Japanese medaka), 7951 nucleotides. It is a transcript of the gene syde2, whose product is annotated as synapse defective 1, Rho GTPase, homolog 2 (C. elegans). The record is from RefSeq and is a predicted model, not a curated record. Gene Ontology annotation, biological process: cell migration; signal transduction; regulation of Ras protein signal transduction. NCBI's taxonomy places the organism in Eukaryota, Metazoa, Chordata, Actinopteri, Beloniformes, Adrianichthyidae. Gene Ontology annotation, cellular component: synaptic membrane. Gene Ontology annotation, molecular function: GTPase activator activity.